AUGUUGCCUUUUGAUUCCCCGCUCGCCUUGGAUUUCGGGGGUCAAGAUGCGGAGGCGGCAAAAUACCUUUUACAGUGGGUUGCAGGCAUUCUGCUACAGUCAAGCGACCACCAGCAACUACUUGGCCGUUUCACCGCAAUAGGCGCCAGUGCGAAACCAGUCAUACAAAACGAUUGCAUCACAUCAGACCGAUACGUCAGAACAUUGAAAGGUAAUUCUUUUUGA
Akanthomyces muscarius is the source of this 225-nucleotide messenger RNA. RefSeq lists its product as uncharacterized. Bases 1 to 225 code for a protein of 74 amino acids. The transcript has 2 exons. NCBI's taxonomy places the organism in Eukaryota, Fungi, Ascomycota, Sordariomycetes, Hypocreales, Cordycipitaceae. The record is from RefSeq and is a predicted model, not a curated record.